GGAGUCUAUCAGUGUCACCUGCUCAGCUCCAGCACCCUGUCCACUCUCCCCUCCUAAACUCACCUGGACUCUCUAACAAAACCUUCCCAAUACAAUGGAGGAAAACAAAGAUCGGACUUCAAUGACUACAAUCCAGAAGACCUUCACUCUGUCAGACGAACAUGAUGGAUUCAACAUCACCUGCUCUGCCAGCUAUCCUGUGAAUGAAGGGAGAGAUGUGAAGACGGCAGAGGAGACACAGACUCUUACAUUCGCAUGUUUAAAAAAUGUUUUAAUGAUAUCAGCUGACAAGACAAAUGAUCUUUUCUCAUCGUUCCAUGUAUCAUCCAGACGCUCCCAAAGAUGUCACGGUUGUCGUCAGUCCUGCUGAAACGGUGUCAGUCGGCAGCGUGGUGAAUCUGACUUGCUCCUGCAGAGGAAACGUUGACGGCUUUGCCUGGCUCAUGAUGAUGAGUGAUGGCAGACUGCACUCCAUGAAAGAUGACACCCAGCUUUAUGUAUUUGAAGUCACCAACAUUGAUCGAGGCAGAUCGUAUUUCUGUGGGUGCAGUAAUGCUGUGGGCCUUCGACUAUCGAAAGGAUGUGCGUUGAGAUUUGAAGGUGAUCAACAGGCUGGGACGGUUGAUGGUCAUUUGAUACUGAAGAGCCUGGGAAUCGUAAUGCUCGUCAGUACAAUGGUCAUCUUUGAAUGCUGGUUUAGAUCAAGACACUCGUCUAAACCAGAGAAGGUAUCCUCCAGACGAGUAGAGAAUCCUGAAUAUGGUGACCAACAUGUUCCUGCUAGUCCUCUUUGUUUCAGAUUGUCUCCCACAUCUUGUUGAAGGUACUUGUUCUAAGUCCCUUUACAUUACCACACCGAAUCGGAUGAUAGCACUGAGUGGAUCCUGUUUGCUGAUCCCGUGUAACUUCAGCUCUGAACCAGCUACGGACUUCACCAGCACACGAGAAACCUACGGAGUGUGGAUUAAAGAACAGUCGGCUUUUGGCAAUAAACCAGAAAACAUUAUUUUCCACAGUAAUGGGACAAUUCACACAUAUCCAAUGAGUAUUACUGGAAACCUGAGACAGAGAAACUGCACCACUCUGUUUUCUAGUUUGGAAAAAAAACACACAAACAUGUACUUCUUCAGAAUUGAGAACAGCCCAUUUCUGGCAACUGCUGCGUGUGAUCCUCUUCAAAUAACAGUGACAGAUUCUCCUCCGAGCCCCACCAUUAAGAUCUCAGGUGGUCUGAAGGAGAAGGAGUCUGUGUCUGUAACCUGCUCAGCUCCAGCUCCCUGUCCACUCUCCCCUCCUAAACUCACCUGGACUCUCCAACAAGAUUCUCCCAAUGUAAUGGAGGAAAACAAAGAUCGGACCUUCAGGACUAGCAUCAAGAAGACCUUCACUCUGUCAGACAAACAUGAUGGAUUGAACAUCACCUGCUCUGCCAGCUAUCCUGUGAAUGAAGGGAGAGAUGUGAAGACAGCAGAGGAGACACAGACUCUCCAUGUUUCAUAUGCUCCUAAGGACACCUCCACCUCCGUCAGUCCGCCCUCAGGUGUGGUGUCAGCGGGCAGCUGGGUGAACCUGAGCUGCUCCAGCAGAGCCAAGCCUCCUGUCCGCAGCUUCACCUGGUUCAAGGAGAGCGAAGGUGGAGACAUCAACGUGUCACAGGGAGAGCUUUACAGCUUUAAUGCCUCAGAGGGAGGAGGUUAUUACUGUGUGGCUGAAAAUGAGUUUGGUAAUGGAACGUCAUCAAAGAUCCAGCUGGCUAUCAAAGGAGCAAAACAGCUUGAUAGCUCUUCACAAUGGGUGGGAGUUGUUGGGGGGAUCAUUGGGAUCAUCAUACUCAUCUGUGUGGCUGGUGCUGUUUGGUAUUUAAAGUCAAAACAUACAACUUCACAGCAGACACAGCAGAGGGAGCAGAUCAGGGGAGGGAAAGAGACAAAUAUCAAUGUUGCGCAGAGGCUAAGAGCUGUCCAAGAAUCAGCUGGAGCAACAGAAACAGGAGAAGAAAUCCACUACGGAGAGAUCGACUUCUCCAAGCCGAGGAAUACAAGUCCCCCUGUCUCAGAGCAGGACGAUGGACAGAAGGAGGACACGCUGUACGCUCAGGUCAAAGUGUCAAAGACAGCAAACAGCCUCACAGAGACUGCAGACAGACCGGAGGAGCUCUAUGCUCAAGUGAAGAGGAAAUUGGAGCUGGAGCAGUCUGUUGGAGAAGGAACUCCGCUGGCCUUCCAGCUGCAGGUGGAGAGGGGAAGUUGGUCAUUUGCAUUUAAGCUCAUAUUCAGUCUGAUAUUCAUCUCCCAUAAACGGUUUCAUUGCAUCUCUCUUUCUGAUAAAGGCUUCUCUGUCUCAGCGUUAUUGGGUUCUUUUUCAGCCGAGGAGCUGGGAGCCAUGUCUGCGACACAAAUCGUGUUACUGCACAUCCUCUUUAUUUCAGGUUCUAUGUUUUGCAAAGACCUUUCCAUUACUGCACCGGAGCAAAUGGAAGCACUGAGUGGAUCCUGUUUACUCAUCCCGUGUACAUUUAGUGUUUCAACAUCAGCAGAGACUGUCAACAGAAUUGGAAUGUGGAUUAAAGAAACCCAUGAGGAUUUAAAUAAUAAUCCAGGAAAUGUGAUUUACAGAAGUAAUGAGGCAGACAACAUCUAUCCAAUGAAUAUCACUGGAAACCUGAGUAAGGACAACUGCACCACUCUGUUUUCCAGUUUACAAACAAGUUAUUCAAACGUGUACUUCUUCAGAUUUGAGACAAAGUCGUUUAAAGGAACUGCCGUUUCUGAAAAUAUUGAAAUAACUGUUAAAGAUUCUCCUCCGAGCCCCACCAUUGAGAUCUCAGGUGAUCUGAAGGAGGAGGAGUCUGUCACUAUAACCUGCUCAGCUCCAGCUCCCUGUCCACUCUCCCCUCCUAAACUCACCUGGACUCUCCAACAAGAUUCUCCCAAUGUAAUGGAGGAAAACAAAGAUCGGACCUUCAGGACUAGCAUCAAGAAGACCUUCACUCUGUCAGACAAACAUGAUGGAUUGAACAUCACCUGCUCUGCCAGCUAUCCUGUGAAUGAAGGGAGAGAUGUGAAGACAGCAAAUGACACAAAGACUCUCCAUGUUUCAUAUGCUCCUAAGAACACCUCCGCCUCCGUCAGUCCGCCCUCAGGUGUGGUGUCAGCGGGCAGCUGGGUGAACCUGAGCUGCUCCAGCAGAGCCCAGCCUCCUGUCCGCAGCUUCACCUGGUUCAAGGAGAGCAAAGGUGGAGACAUCAACGUGUCACAGGGAGAGCUUUACAGCUUUAAUGCCACAGAGGGAGGAGGUUAUUACUGUGUGGCUGAAAAUGAGUUUGGUAAUGGAACGUCAUCAAAGAUCCAUCUGGCUAUCAAAGGACAACCUAGCCCAUCACCUCAAAUGUGGCCGGUUUAUCUAGGAGUCAUCAUUGGGAUCAUCCUACUCAUCUCCCUGGUGGUCUUCAUUUUCGCUUUCUUACAUUGGAGGCGGGGGUAUUGGACAUCCUCAACUGAACAACUGAGUCUGGGUGAAGAGCUGACUGUUGAAGGUAAAAGGGAAGAGGAAAUCCAGUACAGUGAGAUCCAUUUCUGCAAGCAGACACCUGGGCCGUCCCCUGUCUUGGUGCAGGACGGCGGACCGAAGGAGGAAACGCUGUACGCUCAGGUCAAAGUGCCCGACCCAGCAAAUAGCCAGACUGCUGCGCAACCAGACCCCUACGCUCAAGUGAAGAAGAAAUUAGUUUGUAAAAAGGUCAUCUUUCAACCAUUGUCACCUUUCACCUGCCAACCAAAGGAUCUCUCUUCUAUUGAUGUGGUUUAUUUGGGUCUUGACAUUCACUGCGGUCCAGUCUGCGAGGAUGGUGAGACCCAACAUUUUACUGAGUCUCUUCUUCCUUUCAGAAUUUGUUUCACAGGUGCUUGGGCUCAAUCUGGGUGUCUGAACCACCUGCGCCUAACAACACCUCAGGAGAUGGAGGCACUAACUGGAUCCUGCCUUCGUAUCCCAUGUAACUUCACUGAUCACAAAGACAAUACAGACCGAUUUAUUGGGACAAGACAAUCCUCCGGAGUGUGGAUUAGAAACACUGUUGACUUUGCCAACAAUAAAGAAAAAGUGAUUUUCAACAGUAGUGAGCCAGUAAACACCUAUCGAAUGAACAUCACUGGAGACCUGAGGCAGAGAGAUUGCACAACUUUAAUUUACAGUUUGAUCUCGAGUUACACAGACAAAUACUUCUUCAGAGUUGAGAACAAACCAUUUCUGGCAACAGCUGAUUGUUCUCCUCUUCCAAUAACAGUUAAAGAUUCUCCUCCGAGCCCCACCAUUGACAUCUCAGGUGAUCUGAAAGAGAAGGAGUCUGUGUCUGUAACCUGCUCAGCUCCAGCUCCCUGUCCACUCUACCCUCCUGAACUCACCUGGACUCUCCAAGAAAACCCUCCCAACACAAUGGAGGAAAACCAAGAUCAGACCUUGAGGACUACAAUCCAGACGACCUUCACUCUGUCAGAUGAACAUGAUGGAUUGAACAUAACCUGCUCUGCCAGCUAUCCUGUGAAUGAAGGGAGAGAUGUGAAGACAGCAAAUGACACAAAGACUCUCCAUGUUUCAUAUGCUCCUAAGAACACCUCCGCCUCCGUCAGUCCGCCCUCGGGUGUGGUGUCAGCGGGCAGCUGGGUGAACCUGAGCUGCUCCAGCAGAGCCCAGCCUCCUGUCCGCAGCUUCACCUGGUUCAAGGAGGGCAAAGGUGGAGACAUCAACGUGUCACAGGGAGAGCUUUACAGCUUUAAUGCCACAGAGGGAGGAGGUUAUUACUGUGUGGCUGAAAAUGAGUUUGGUAAUGGAACGUCAUCAAAGAUCCAUCUGGCUAUCAAAGGUGAAGUUAAUUUCGCACAGUGGGGGGCAGUUAUUGGAGGAACCAUUGGGAUCAUGGUACUCAUCUGCCUGGUUUUCUGCGUUUGGCACUUGGUGUCAACACAUCCGACUGCAGAACAGACUCAGAGUCAAAUAGGUGAGGAGCUGACUGUUAAAGAGCCGGAGAGUAAAACAGAAGAAGAAGAAAUCCACUACGGAGAGAUUGACUUCUCGAAGCAGAAGGAUAAACGGACCCCCAUCUCAGAGCAGGACGGUGGACAGAAGGAGGACACGCUGUACGCUCAGGUCCAAGUGCAAGAGACAACCAAGAGCCGUACAGAGACUGCUGGGAGGCCGGAGGACAUCUACGCUCAAGUGAAGAAGAAUUAACAUAUAGUCAGAUUAACAUACUGUCAUAUACUCAUAGAAGGGGUUGUCUUUAAGACAUCUCAACGGGAAAUGUAUUUUUCACAGCCUGGUUAAAGAAAGGGGAACUUAAAACCUUCUUGCAAGUCGUAUAUGUAUAUUUCAAAACUCAUAUUUUUGGUUUUCCGGUUCGUCAGAUCAGGGUAUAUACCACAAGUCUUCAUGGGGAACUAAAACUCAUGAGAAUUAAUUAUAGUGAAGAUAAAAGAUUGUAUUUAAUUUUGUGAUAUAUUGCAGAUGUUUUUAUUUUAUUCAGUUACCUUCAAUAAAAGAAAAGGCACAAGACA
Molecule: messenger RNA, 5552 nt
Organism: Eleginops maclovinus (Patagonian blennie)
Lineage: Eukaryota; Metazoa; Chordata; Actinopteri; Perciformes; Eleginopidae
Exons: 27
Coding region: 760-5229 (1489 amino acids)
Source: RefSeq, a predicted model, not a curated record